Cryptosporidium muris RN66 is the source of this 915-nucleotide messenger RNA. RefSeq lists its product as uncharacterized. The record is from RefSeq and is a predicted model, not a curated record. NCBI's taxonomy places the organism in Eukaryota, Apicomplexa, Conoidasida, Eucoccidiorida, Cryptosporidiidae. Bases 1 to 915 code for a protein of 304 amino acids. The transcript has a single exon.
AUGAAAACAAAAACUUUAGUGUUUGAAUUAAUAUUUGGUGCAUUGAUGUCUACCUAUAUUCUCACGAAGAGUUCAGAGAUUUUCUAUCUUAUAGAACCUACCGAUAUAUCUGAUAAAAAAGAGCAAAAUAAGGAAUUUUCAGAAUUAUUUCCCACAGAUUUUGAUAGAAUUCCUAGAGCAGAAAUGAUGUAUUCUGAAGAUGCUGCAAAACCUUCAUCAGAUUUCUUACCAGUUCUUUUUACAAGCUCUCUUGCAAAAAAUGAUAUAUUAGAUAUUGGUGGAAGCAAUCGUGAAUUAAUCCCAGAUAGUUUUGAAAAUAUUUUUAUAUUUAUGGAAGAAAAUAUGAAUUUACCUGUAUUUCCUAGUAAAGAGUACAAACCAAUAAUUAAUACAAUAAUAAAUAGUACUGAAAAAACUAAGGAUUUAGAAUUUGGAGUUAAAUCAGAUAUGAGGAUUUCACAAAACUCUUCAAAACCCUUAUUACUAUUUUCAAGGGAGCCAUCUUCUACAUAUCCAGAAAAUGCAUAUCUUCCAACAAGUAUGGAUGAGGUAAAUUUGGAAGAUAAGCAUACGCCAUUAAUCACAAACUCAUAUAAUAAAUUUAAAUAUAUCCCUUAUGGAAAUAAAAAAGAAAAAUUAAGAAGAGGAAGGAGAUUGGGACUUCAAAUCCCAACUGGAAAACCAGGACCAAGCCCUUUUGAGCCUCAAUCAGCUAAGGAGAUAAUAACAGAGUCUAAUAUGGAUACAACUUCUCUUAAUCUAAAGAACGCGACAAUAAUUAAUUCUGGAUUUGAUAUUGUUUCAAUAACAAACGAUUUCCUGAAUGAAGAGGUUGGAGUAUCCUCUAAAUCUCACAUUAGAACUUCGUUAACUUUUAUUAAAGAGCAAACCAAUUCUAGUGCUACAAAUAGCUAA